Messenger RNA from Linum trigynum, 2826 nucleotides. The record is from the annotation of a GenBank genome assembly. NCBI's taxonomy places the organism in Eukaryota, Viridiplantae, Streptophyta, Magnoliopsida, Malpighiales, Linaceae.
CCUGUGUAGCCAAAACUUUGACGGUUUUGCCAAAUAUAGCCACGUUUGGAGAAAUACCAAAAAUAGCCACUUCCGUCCAAUUGUUUGACGGUGUUAAUUAACGUGUUGACUGGACUAAGCUGACAUGUCAAUCUUUUAAUCAUUAAAAAUAUGAGCUGGAAUAAUCAUAAAAAAUGAAAAUGAAAAUAACUAAAUAUUUUUUUAUUUUUUCUCUCUCCCUCUCCGUUCUUCUCCCACCUAACCUUCCCAAUCUCUCUCCUUUUUCUCAAUUCUUCCCGAGAAUCAUUCCCCAAUCCCCAUAUUCCUCCUCCCCAAUUUCCCUCCCACCCAACCUUCCCAAUCUAUCUCCUUCUUCCCCAUUCUUCCCCAGAAUCAUUCCCCAUGCUCCUCCUCCCCAAUUUCCCUCCCACCCAACCUUCCCAAUCUCUCUCCUUCUUCCCCAUUCUUCCCCAAAAUCACUCCCCCUGUUCCUCCUCCCCAAUUUCCCUCCCACCCAACCUUCCAAAUCUCACUCCUUCUUCCCCAUAAUCACUCUCCCCUGUUCCUCCUCCCAAAUUUCCAAGCCGACCACCACCAACCUUCACACUCACCACCUAUCUUCCAUCCACCUCAACUACCACACCGAAUUCAACCCUAACCACGAUCUAUUUCCAAUCUGCAACAGCCACCACCAACCCCCAGAUCUAACUCACUGUCGCUCCUGCUGCAACAUCGACGGCUUCAGAGCUUUAAAUCGCCGCAAUCCCGCCGGCAAAACUUCGGUUUAUGAACACGGGUUGAGUUAGUUUAGCGAUUGAUUGAGCUCGAAGCUGCGAGGGUUUUGUGGUCCUUACCAAUAGAACGAGGGCGGAUGAUCUGGAGGCUCCGUGCCCGACAAACAGAGGAAACGACGAACGGAGGAAACGUUGCGAAGUCGGCAUCGCUCUUGGUCGGCGUCUUUGUUGGGUGUCGUUUCAGUGGUAUCCCGGGGAUUUGGGGGAGGGAGCCUGGCUUGCUACUAGUCGAGGGAGGAGCGGUAUCGAGGGAAGCGAGAUCGGAGAUGGGACUAGGAGGUGGUGGCGAUUGGUUUUGAUCGUGCGUGGAGGAAGGAAAGACGGUUGCGGGCGGAGGCAGAGAGAAGAGAGGGUCAGAGGGAUGUGAGAUAAAAUUAUUUAUUGUUUUAUUGUUUGUUUUUUUAUUUAUUUUUUAUUUUUUUAGUUUUCAUAAAUAAAUAAAAGUUGUUCAGAUAAAAAUGACUAUUUGGAAAAAACAAUUUCAUUUAUCCACCCAGAAUUGUUAAAAGAUAAAUCAAAAUGAUGUGGCAAUGAUAUUGAUGACUUGUCGCUGACGUGUGUGAUGAGUUGGCAGCCACAUCAUCAUUCUAUUAAUUAGACUGACGGUGUCAUUGACGCCGUCAAACUAUGUAACGGAAAUGGCUAUAUUUGUCAUCGAACUUUCAAAAUUCUGGCUAUUUCUGGUAUUUCUCCAAAAGUGGCUAUAUUUGUCACAAACGUCAAAGUUUUGGCUAUACAAGUGAAUUUGGCCUUUAAAAUAUCUUUCUCAAUUUUUAACCAAUUCAUUUCUACCUCAUAUAUAUACUUAAUUUUAAAAAAAAACUAGUCAACAAUGUUGAAUCAAUUUAUAUGGCUUUCAAACUUGUUAUGUAAUUAAUCGUAAUUAGUAAAAUACACUAGUUAAUAGUAAUGGUUAUAUCAAUAUUUGCAACCAAAAGACACCAUUAAUUGUUUAUUUGAUAUUUUAGUAUUAUUUCAUUAAUGAUUGGAUUAAAGUAUCUCAUUUAGUAUAACUAUGUAAAUAUGGUAUUUGAAGUGUGAUAUUUGGCAAAAGCAUAGCGGUAAAAGUAGUUAUUUCGAAAUAACUCAUUGCCCUAAUAACUUCAGUAAACUGUUGUCAAAUGAGUUAUUUGUAAAAUUGUUCGAAUUACCCUAAAAAUUGAACCAUUAAAAAUUAUUUAAAUUUAGUAAAAUUGUUGUAACUUCAUUCAUACACUACAACAAAACAGGUGUUUAGUGUUGGUUCACUUAACCAUCACGAAACCUAUCGAAGUGUUUUCCAUUUUCAAAUAUAAAUAAUUUUUAUUGUCGGUUAAAACUGAAAAUUAUAUAUAUAUAUAUAUAUAUAUAUAUAUAUAUAUCCAUAUAUAUGCGGCUUCUACGUUACCCGGGUGAAAUCCAGGGUACCGCAUACCUUGAGUAUGAAAACGCUAUCUAGACCUCAAAUUAGUAGGAUUUUUGAGCAUGAUACUAUACCCUAACCCUUAAUGAGUGAACCCUAGGUCCUAAUUAUCUAAAUCAUAAACUAUAAACCCUAAGAUGGUGCAUUAAUUUUUUUUUUUUUUGCCUAUAUUUGGACGAAUCAUAACCGUCGAUUAUUGUUUCUAAAUAAAUUGAUAUUGGGGUAUAAGAUUUGGAGAAUUAAGACCUAGAUUUUGAUCUUUAAGGGUUAGAGUAUAGUAUCAUGUCUGAAAGAUCAGUCAAUUCAAGUUUUGUAUAGUGUUUUCUUACUCAAGGUAUGCGGUACCCCGGAUUUCACCCUGGGUACCAUAGAAGUAGGGAUGGCAAUUGGUCGGGUCGAGCGCGGAUAGUGCAUAUCCGUUACCCUACCCAUAGUAGUUUGGGUUUUACCCAUACCCAUACCCACAUGUGAAACGGGUAGAAAAUCAAAACCAUACCCAUACCCGUUCGGGUUUCGGGUAUCCACGGUUAUCCAUGGGUAAUAAUUUCUCUUCAUAACUUCAACCAAUAUCUUAACAUUCACAUGUAUUCUCACAUUACGUAAGAGGAAAAGUACGACAAUAAUUCACUAGAAUGAAGAAAAUUAAUUGAA